AAAAAAGACUUUUUUGGCGGAAAAUUGGCUGAAUGUAUUAUCGAAGCAAAAUGAGUAAACGCCCUCGGCAGCUGCAUGUAAAUCAUGCCUAUUUCUUUGCUCUUGAUAAUCGGCUACUAAAUCUUGACCUUCAGUAUCUUGUGCGUUAAAAGAAAUGUCGUGAUUUCCUCCUUCGAUAACCUAAAAGUGAAUUUUUGAUCAAAUCAAUCAUUUGAAAAUAAUAAAGUCAUACCUGAUAUUCCGCAGUGAACCUUUGACCAGUUUUAAUUCGAUGGUAAAAGCAAUCACGUUUAACAGGCAUAAUUUCGAACGUCAGUUCAUUUUCAUAACAUGAUAAUUUCCCUGAUAGUAUACUUAUACAAACAAUAAACAAACUCUUCACUACAUUUAUACCCAUUUUAAAAACUUUUUAGGCGAAUCGGCCGGAGCGAUAUAUAGAGCUGAGCGAAAGACAGAAAUUAGUUUUGGCGCAUGCGCUAAGGUCCAAUUCCGAUUGAAAUCAAGCCAAGCAUUUUAAGUAAAUAGAUCGUCGUACCUACUCUGAUAAGAAGUAUUAAAAGCUUUUUAUAGAUUAUUUCUCGCAGUCCCUUCUUUAUCAGUGGUUGUUUAUAGCUGAAAGAAGACCAUUUAUGUAAAAAGAAAAUAAAGCGCAAAUUCAAAAUCAAGUCAUAUUUACAUACAAGUUUUAUUAAAGUCAAUAAUUAUGUCAACGAUGGCUUAGUUUUGUUCCUAAACAAAUAAGAUUUCUUCUAAAGCAAAAAAACAUAUUAUCAUAUUUUUACGAUUCCUCUAGUAUAUCACACUCUCUUCAGAGUUUAGUAUUAACGGAAGUAGUAAAUUGAAAAUAUCCAUUUCCGGAAAUUUCAUUGACACUUUUGAAAUGUUGUUAAAAUGAAUUCGCUAAAACAAGAGUAUUCAAGCACCGAUUUUGUGGAUAAAUACUGUGAAAAUAAGCGACAAGAUAUGAACGAUGUAUGUGAUCACGAAUCAGAUCGAAGGAAAUCGGUUAAUAGGAAGAGUUUGAAUAAAAACAAUAAAGCACCCCAAAUACAAGAUUUUAAUGUCAUCAAACCCAUAAGUAAAGGUGCUUUCGGAAAAGUUUAUUUGGGGUGCAGAAAAGAUGGUGAUGGAACGAAAUAUGCAAUAAAAGUUAUGAGAAAAGAGGACGUAAUUAAAAAAAAUAUGAUAAACCAAGUUAUUGCGGAAAGAAAUGCCAUGGCCGUGUCAAGAAAUGUUUUUAUUGUUCACCUAUAUUACACUCUGCAAAGCAAUGAUACCUUGUACUUUAUUAUGGAAUAUAUGAUAGGAGGAGAUUUAAAAUCAUUGCUCACAGUUUUCGAAUGUUUUCCAAUGGGUAUGGUACAAUUCUAUGCAGCGGAAAUAAUAAGAGCCCUAGAAUAUUUACACUCGAAGCACAUUGUACACAGGGACUUGAAACCGGACAACGUAUUAAUCUCGGCUACAGGACAUCUAAAAUUAACUGAUUUUGGAUUAUCAGAAGUUAGAGAGUACAAUGAUCUAUCGGUUAUAGAUGUUAUAAACACACCUGCCAGAAACCGUACAGUUCAACAUUCAAGGUUCCUCAGAACACCUGGUCAGGUACUUUCUCUAACAAUGCAUCUUGCUUUUGAUGAGACUCCUAAGCGUCAUACAUCGGCUUCUGUUACUCACGACUCACUUCGUAGACGUACAGUUCAGUCUCCCUUAAGAAAAAGGCACCUUUCACGAGUCUGUGCCUCACCAGCUUUAUCUAGGUGUCAGAAAAUUGAUUCUUACCCACCACCUUCGUCUACGUCUUCAUUAUCUGACAGUUUAAACAUAGCAUACAGACGUUCAACCGUUUCAUCCGUUAACGUGUCUGCUUUUUCUAAAGACUCUAGCACUGAUCAAUCGGAAGUGUUUACACGAGCAUCCUGCAGCCUCUCCCCUGACAGAUUUCAUAAAUGGUCUAAAGGAGACACUGGAGUGGAUGUUUUCCCUAUUAUCGAGUUGGAAGAACUCGAAUCUAAUAGGGGAGACAAAACUAAUCGCCGAGUAAGACAUCAUGUAUCAUCAAACGAAUGUAGUGAAGAUGAUGAUGAUUUAAGCGGUAUACCUUGUGACUUGGAUUUAUUGCCCGAUUGUCUCGAAAGCGACCAAGAUUCCGUUUGCGAGAAAAUGGAAAACCUGAACAUUUCACCUUCAGAUAUAAAGGCUGAAAAUACAUCAACAGAGAAGGGUGAAAAUUCCCGUUUUAGAGUUAUGGGUACACCCGACUAUUUAGCCCCAGAAUUACUUCUUGGUUCAAAUCACGGUCCUGCUGUUGAUUUUUGGGCUUUAGGAGUCUGCAUUUAUGAAUUUAUAUUUGGUUUUCCACCUUUUAAUGAUAGUACCGUGCACGAUGUGUUUAAUAAUAUAUUAAGGAGGGACAUAGCUUUUCCGGAGGAUACCAAUGAAAAUGGUCUGGCAUGUCAGAAAGUUAUUGAAAGUCUAUUAUCGGUAGAUCCUGAAAAAAGGCCUAAUUCAAGUUCAUUACGAAGUCAUGCCUUUUUUUCGAAUAUAGAUUUUGAGCACGUUCACGAAAUGAUUGCCCCAUUUAUACCUCAGCCAGAUGACGAUACAGAUACAAGCUAUUUUGAACCACGAAAUAACCUAAGAAACAUUGCCAUGAAUUCGGGAUUAGAUUUAUAA
Dimorphilus gyrociliatus is the source of this 2670-nucleotide messenger RNA. Lineage: Eukaryota; Metazoa; Annelida; Polychaeta; Dinophilidae. The record is from the annotation of a GenBank genome assembly.